CUCACGCAUAAACAACGCAGUAUGGCCGAUACAGCGGAUUAGGCAGACCUGUUUAUUCUUUAUCUCAAUUAGACUGUUGGCUUUUCGGAAAUAAAAAUACCCCAUUAACUAGCUAUGCCUCUGUCGGAUCAAGAACCGAGAAGCCCCAGAAGACGACGAAGGAGUCGAUCUCGGAGUCGAUCUCGCGACUCCAGUCCAGUCUUUGGUCCCAUGCCGAAGACGACCAAAUAUGAAGAAGAACAUAAACCUCCUCGAAUGUCCGAAAGGGAGAAAGAAAUGAGAGAGAGAAAUGCCAAAAGGUUUCGUACGGAAAACCCCCGCAGUCGUUCCAGGUCUCGAGAAAGGCACAACAACCACAGCUGGUCCGAUCAGCGUGGUGGCGGUGAUGGAAGAUAUGGAGGUGGUGGCGGCAGGAAUGACUACUACGAACGGGAUGAUGCUCAACGCCAGAGGCAAGAGGCAUUCAUCUCCAGACGGCUGCAAGAGAGGGAGAGAAUUGGUGAACUUGGAUCACCUGAGGUCUGGGGUUAUUCACCAAGAGUAAUGGCACCAGACUCUGAUGAACACACGCCAGUGGAAGAGGAUGUGAAAAACAGCAGCUCAGAUUCAAGUUCAUCAGAUGAUAAGAAGAAGAAAAAGAAGAAGAAGAAAUCCAAAAAGAAGAAAACCAAAAAACACUCAGAUGACAGCGAGUCAGAGUCAGACUCUGGUGAUGAGGACAUGAAAAAGAAGAAGAAGAGGAAGAAGAGCAAAAAGUCAAAGAAGUCCAAGAAGAAGAAGGCGAAGAAGAACCGCAAGCAGUCAGUGAGCGAUUCCAGCAGCGAAGGGUCUGAAGAGGAGGACGCCAAUGGGGAUCAGUGGGUGGAAAGGACCUGCAUUGAUGAACACAUGGUGGGCCCCGAGGCCCCACUCACCCACCUGUCCCAGGAUGACAAGCCCCUCGAUUUUGGUCAUGCACUGUUACCAGGUGAGGGCGCUGCCAUGGCAGAAUAUGUGAAAGCAGGCAAGCGUAUCCCAAGAAGAGGUGAAAUCGGGUUGACCAGUGACGAAAUCGCAACAUUUGAAAUGUCUGGCUUUGUCAUGAGCGGUAGCAGACAUCGUCGUAUGGAGGCUGUGCGUCUGAGAAAGGAAAACCAGAUCUAUAGUGCAGAUGAAAAGAGAGCUCUGGCAUCCUUCAAUCAAGAGGAAAGGAGAAAGAGAGAGAGCAAAAUUCUCUCCAGCUUUAGAGAAAUGGUGUACAGGAAGACUAAAGGCAAAGAAGAGAAAUGAAUAUUUUUGUUCCUGUCCUGUCAGAACUUUCAGCUUGGGAUAUCUUUUCCCCAAACACUAUCUUGUAUUUCGUUUUAAAACUGUUUUAUGAUUUGGGAAUGUGUUUGUGGUUUUACAAUUUCGGCCUUUAUUUUAAAACAGCUCCAACACAAUGGAAUAUUUUGUUUAUGUAGAAGUAGUCAUUUAUUGUAAAGUGCUUAUUUAUCUAGGUUCAUAAAGUGUGUUGAAGACAAAUACAAGAAUGGACCAGGUACCUUGUACUUCAAUCUAUAUAUUUGGAGACCCACCUGGAGAGUAAUUUUGUACCAGGAUAUUUUCUUAGGAUAAUAAAUGGUGUGUAUCACAACAUAAAUCAAUUACAAUCCAUCCCUGUAUCUUUUCCCUAUUAGUGUCCCUUUUAGUGUUGAGAAUAGGCAUGUAGUGUCACAUCACAUGUUAAGAAUUUAUUAAUAUUUUCUAAAGCUUUAUUUAUUAGGGAAAUUAAGUUGAUGUUAAAAAUUUUUAAAUGUUCUCAACAUAUGGGUUGUUGUACCUUUGAUCAAUUUAUUCUAAAUUGAUUAUUUAGUGUAGAUGCCAAAUAACUGCAUUUAUUAAACAGCCAUUGGCCUCAGUCAAAUAAUCUCUAGAUUGUAAGAAUUUUAAUUAUUUGGUAAUUUUCGAAGUGGAUUUAAAUUGGGGUCAAUAUAUAGGAUCAGUGUGGUUUUGUUACCUGUAAGCAACCAACCUGCACUUGUCUGAAUAGCCUGUUGUGUCAUCCGUUGUAUCUCGAAUGUUGGUAAAGAAUGCUUCUUCA
This is a messenger RNA of Esox lucius (northern pike), 2062 nucleotides long. It is a transcript of the gene nkap, whose product is annotated as NFKB activating protein. The record is from RefSeq and is a predicted model, not a curated record. Bases 115 to 1269 code for a protein of 384 amino acids. Gene Ontology annotation, molecular function: chromatin binding. The transcript is spliced from 8 exons. Lineage: Eukaryota; Metazoa; Chordata; Actinopteri; Esociformes; Esocidae. Gene Ontology annotation, biological process: regulation of gene expression. Gene Ontology annotation, cellular component: nucleus.